GAAAAUCUGCAACACAUGUUUCGAAAAGAUUAAUAGGGAAAUUCUGCCUUCGUAAACGCUAUUUUAAAGAAAUAUUUUGCACAACAACCUUUUCUAAGCUACAGAUUAACAAUGUGAAGUGCGAGGCUAUGUUUCGCCCCGGGAUUUGCCAUAUUAAACUGAAGUUUUAGGCAAGUAAAACGUUUUUAACGAGCGAGUUUCGUGAGCCGUGACGGGGCUCAUGUUUCGGUGUGUGGGGGAAUAGUACCGAGGUGUGACGGAAUGAAUGCGGGAAGUGCUGACAAACCAAAGUCCCGCUUUUAUUUUUCAAAUACCUUGACACCACAAGAUGCAUUCGAGGAAAAUUUGGAGAAAUGCCGGAAGACUGUCAACGAUCUCACAAAAGAUUUAUCCGAUAAGCAAGCCCAUGAUGCUUUGAGUGCUGCUGUGUCGAAAGGGUCCCAAAUGCAUGAGGAAGUAUGCCUUGGGUUACUUCAUAUUAUACUCACCGAAUCGAACAGUGCCCAUAAUGCAUUUCGUGACCUCAAUCUCGUUAGCAGAGAUUCCAUGGUUCUCAUUGUCAAUAAAUUACUACAAUUAAUAUCGGAGAAGUACAUUCGGUUGAUGGACCCAGUGAAAACCCAGAUUAUGUGGUUGACAUUGAAAUUUGUUGGUUCGAACAUUGGCGGCGCUGACGCUAUCUGUCAUGCUCUGUUAAAGCAAGCAGCCGGUGGUGAUUUACAUGCAACUAACAUUUGGUUAAUAGAAUCCCUUUUGAAUUUGUUCAUGCAAAACCGAAGCUGGCUUGAAAAAUUUCCUCAACUACUGUCUGUUGUGCUGUAUAGCUACUUGCGAUUAAUUGUGGACCAUACAGCAGGUGCCUACAAAAGCCUUCGACAAAAAGAAGUCACUUUCUGUGUGUCUAUUCUUCGUGAACGUUUUCUUGAUUGCAUGCCAAUUGGGCGAGAUUUAGUCCGGUUACUCCAGAAUGUUUGUAAAAUUCCAGAAAUCAAAUCCCUUUGGAAGGACAUGUUACAUAAACCACAGUCGUUAAGUUCACAGUUUACUGGAAUUGGUCAGCUUUUGAGCGUGCGGACAUCCCGUAAAUACUUGGCAUCCCGGCUCACCCCUGACAUGGAAAACAAGAUUGCAUUUCUGACUUCGAAAGUAAAGUUUGGAAAGCAAAAGUGGUACCUUGAAUGGUUUCAGAGACAGUACCUUACCUCACCGGAAAGCCAGAGUCUUCGUGCGGAUCUCAUUCGAUACAUUUGUGGAGUUGUUCAUCCUUCCAAUGAGAUUCUUAGCUCUGAUAUCACACAACGAUGGACCUUGAUUGGUUGGCUUUUAUCAACUUGCCCAAACAAUGUGAGUGCAGCAAAUGCAAAACUGGCACUCUUCUAUGAUUGGUUGUUUUACCAAGUUGAUACGGACAAUAUCAUGAACAUUGAGCCGGGAAUAUUGGUUAUGUAUCACUCUCUGAGAAACCAUUUCCAACUUACUGCCACAUUGCUUGACUUCCUUUGUCGAUCCGCACUUGAGUAUUUUCAGCAAGGUCAGCCAUCAAAAGAUUGUGUCCGAAAUGCUUUCAGGAUUAUUUUGUCCAAGAAAGUUGUUAGCUCAAUCAUGCCAAUUAUUGAUAACCAACGAAUGGGACAAGAACUUAAGAAUCUCGUCCGCAGCACUUUCCCUGAGUUUUUCCAGCCUGUGAAUGGCACUUCGUCAGGAAAAAUUCCUGACCCACCAUCCGGUGGCAAAAUGGACAGUGAGAGUGGAAUUGUUUCAAAUCUAGAUGGCCAUUCGGAUUCAGACCCUGCUGAGGGGAUGAGCGAUGCUAAGUUUUCAGACACUGAAGACGAAGCCGAUGUUCAGGUGAACGGAGAAAAAGGGAGUGUUAAACUUCGAGAUGGAAAGUUUCGACCAAUUGCUGUUGAGAAAGCUGGUGAUGAGAAGGACGAUGAUGAUGAUGAUGAUGAUGAUGGUGACAUGGUUGAUUUUGAUGAGCUUGAAAAGUUGGACGAAGACCUUCGUGAGAUGGUUCUGAAAUUACACCAAGAUAGCAAUAUUGGUGCUCGAUGUGAUACCAUGGAAAGCAUAGUUGCUUUAGUAGUCUCGUUAAAUGACUUUGACGAUGAAAUGAACAGUGCAUUAGCUACUUGUUUAAAUAACAGCAUGGUUGAAGAUUACUAUCAGUUAUGCCUGCCAGAGAAAGUGACUGGCCGAGAACUUCAAGACUCUUUGGAAGGACCACUGUAUACAUUGUUUGCUAAACUGAUUCACCUACCUACACAUGACAUUGGCCGAGAGACCAUUGUCAAACUUUUACAAGAAAUGAAGUUCAGAGAACCAAAACUUGGUUAUCAUUUACUGUAUUAUCUUAUGGCUAGUGAGCAAGAUGAAGAAAAUCUUUCUAUUUAUGAAGAGUUCAUUCGAACAAUGAAAGAUUUUAAGUCUAUUUCUGCAAGCCUAUUGGAAGAUAUGAAAUUAUGCCAAACAUACGACCCAAGAUUGUUUGUCUUUCUAGCACCACCACUGUAUCGAAAGUUCUCAAAAGAUCUUGUUGGACAUGUAGAAAUGCUUCAUUUACUGGUUGCUAUUGUUGAUCCUUUACAGCUUAGAGAGCUGCUUCACGAAGUAGUCUUGCGAGAUUUGGUGAUAUUUGGAGAAGACAAUGUGUAUGAUGUAUUAAAGGAGUCAUUAUCUUGGGAGUCUUAUGAACAGUAUAAUGUGUGGCAGUUGCUUUGUGCUGAAGACCCUCCGGUGGAGUGUUUUCUGAAUCUGUUACCAUUAUUAAAGCCAAGUAUUCAUUCUGAAGCUAUUUCUAAUAUUCUGCUUCUUCUAAAAGGAACAGAUCUUACUCCUGAGAUAGUAUCUUCCUUACUCUGCAUGGAUUGCCCUACUUCUAUCAAAGAGAAACCUAAACAGCUCAGCACGUGCUUGUUGCGAUACUGGAGUUUCGACUAUAGUAAAGAAUUGGCAAAAAUCGUAUGUGGCCACAUUGAGAAGAAUUUAUCCACAUGUAAUCGUAGACGGCAACUCAAAGGUGGCAACCAAAACCAACCAACCAUGGAACAGAUACUGGUUCAACUUGAAUGUUUCUACGAACUUUGUCAGCAACAACAGAACUUGGAUUUCUUCAAACAAGACAUCGUGAAGCGCUCACUCGAGAAAGUGAAGCAACAUUGUACGAAUUCCGUUCAGCAAAAGUUCCAACUGCUGUUCUCUGUUUGUGAAGGACAGGAGACGAAAAGAAGGAACAACAGGAUGUCCAAAAUUAUUGCAACCCAAAUUGCCGAAGCAGAGUCGAGCUCGGAAAGUGAAGAGGACGAGGAACCAAGGAAAAGACCGGCAAAACGAAAGCGGAAACAAAGUCCGGACUUUGAUUCAGAUGACAGUGAUGAAUAAGAUUGACGGUUAGGUUUUAAAUACACGCAGUUGAUAUUCCAGAUAGACUUUGUUGCACAUAGAUUGACAUAGUUGACAUUUCAAACACACUUUUUAUAUUGUUCGCAUUAUAACUGUAUGUGUGGUUCUGGGAAAGAGUAAGAGACGUGGUACACUACAGGUAUCACCACAACCGCCGAUGCUUCCUCUCGCCCGAGAAAACGUGUCUUGUUUUCGUGUCAAAACUUUCAAGAAUGCGACCACAUUCCUGCUAUUAAAAUGUCAAACAAUUACUAGCUAAUUUCAGCACAAUUUCCCGCAGACCAAUCAGACGUUGCCAUUUCCAAAUUGUCGAUUUCGCGAGGUUGGGAAUGUAGCAUUCCUGGAUGUUUUGACACGAAAACAUGACACGUUUUUUUGGGCGAGAGGGAGGAUCCGCGAUUUUUACAUGCACACCUAGUAACAUUUCUUUAGUAACAGAAAAUCUAGUAACAUUUCUCUUGUAACAGAACUCUUACAUUUCUCCUUACAGAAUACAGUUUUCGCAACUUGAAUACAAAAGCCUAAUUUCCAUUCAGUUGGAACAAAUUGUAGUCACCAUGUGAAAUGAUUUAGUUAUUUUCUUUACUGCAUGUAAAUCGACCUAUACUGAUUGCAAAGAUAUAUUGACACUCAAUAUACUGUAUAUAUCGGGACAUUCAUGCAAACGUCCCAACGAAAUGGAAACCAGGCUUAGCAUUGCACUUAUAGUCGUAUGAAUUGUAUUCAUAAUGUGUUGUUUAGUUUUGUAUAAUUAAAAACGUGUUUCACAUUGGUUUAAAGAUUAUGAAUUGAUUUCCUUUGCAGACUUGAAUAGCGAUAUAUAUAUGACUGUUUUGUGAAAACACCACGUAAGGUCCAC
Messenger RNA from Paramuricea clavata, 4261 nucleotides. The record is from the annotation of a GenBank genome assembly. Lineage: Eukaryota; Metazoa; Cnidaria; Anthozoa; Malacalcyonacea; Plexauridae.